AUGCAUCCAUACUUCAGAAACUCUGCUUUCUUACGGUUGCGUACAAGACAAACUCCGACGUUUCUCGCACCCUUCUAUCACUUCGACAGCAGAUCAUUCAACAUAUUGCUUCGGCACCUGCGAACAUGUCACUAUAAUCCUACGGCUCCUCUCAUAUCAUAUUGGUCUUCCUCGUGGUUGAGGUUGGAAUCGUUGGUGGUAUUCGCGGGUCGUGCCUUCCAUGUUGAUGUUAAGCGAGUUCCGAACACGGAAGGAACGGUCGAGACUGCCCUCUUGAACCUCCGUACAUCUUCACUCCGGAUCCUUCAUCUCUUCUCCCUGAAAACCACGCAACAUUCAUUCCUUGUCACCAGUCCUUCUGCGAGUACAAGGACGUUGACGGUGUUCCUAAUUGCGGCUUCGUCGUCUCGAGAUCUUGCUGCACUUGACGCGUCCGAGGGUUGA
Messenger RNA from Cadophora gregata, 444 nucleotides. RefSeq lists its product as uncharacterized. The record is from RefSeq and is a predicted model, not a curated record. NCBI's taxonomy places the organism in Eukaryota, Fungi, Ascomycota, Leotiomycetes, Helotiales, Ploettnerulaceae. The transcript has 2 exons. Bases 1 to 444 code for a protein of 147 amino acids.